UUUUUCUCUUUUUCCUUCACUCUCUUGUUUCACAAACCAGAAAGCCUUUACAGAUCAUUAUCUUCUUCUUCAUAUCUCUCUCUCUCUUUCAUUUUCCUCUGCUUUUCUUCUGUUUCUCGUUCCAAACAAAUCCAAACGGUUUAGGUUUUUUCCUUUAAAAUUUGCUCUGCAGAGAGCUAGAAAGAUAGGUAUGGCAGAAGAAGAAACAGAGCUGAGUGAGGAGCAAAGGAAAGAGAUCGCCAAAUGGUUCCUCCUCAACGCUCCCGCUGGCGAAAUCCAAUACGUCGCUAAAGAUUUGAAGUCUGUUUUGAAUGAUGACGACGUGUACAAUGAGGCGGUAUCGGAGGCAUUUCCUGUUUACAACAAAUCUCACAUGAUUUGCCUCGAAAUGCCUGGUAGAUUCGGAGAUGUCCUGGUUACAUCAUAUGGGGAGCUUCAGGAUAAUGAGUAUCUAGACCCCAAGACUGCUCAAGUUGCCAUAGUUGACCAUGUCAAACAGGUUUGUACAGAGGUGAGACCUGCCACUGAUGAGGAGCUUCCAUCCCCGUAUAUAGAGGAAUACCGAUGUGCUUUGGACGUAGAAAUGUCAAAGUAUGUUGGUGAAGCUUAUCCAAAAGGUUUUUGUUCAGUUUACUGUACUAAUGGAAAAGAUGUGGAGGGACCUGGAUCUGAUUUUGAGCUUGUUGUAGUGAUUUCUGCUGCUAGACUUAGCCCACAGAAUUUCUGCAAUGGAAGUUGGCGGUCAAUAUGGAACAUUGAGUUUAAAGAUGAUAUUCAAAUACUGGAAUUGAAAGGCAAAUUGCAGGUCGGUGCACACUAUUUUGAAGAGGGAAACGUGCAAUUAGAUGCAAGACAUGAAUGUAAAGAUUCUACAUUAUUUCAGUCCCCUGAUGAUAGUGCAGUUUCUAUAGCCACCAUAAUUCGCCACCAUGAGACAGAGUACCUGGCAUCCCUUGAGGCAUCCUAUUUGAAUUUGCCAGAUACCACUUUCAAGGAUCUUCGCAGGAAACUUCCAGUUACUCGAACCUUAUUCCCAUGGCAUAACACUUCACAAUUCAGCCUGACAAGAGAGAUAUCAAAAGAACUGGGAAUUGGAAAGUGACUAUACCAUACCAAACUCGUAAAGCACAUCCCUUGAUGCAUAAAAUCGAUUUAAGCUGGGUCCCCCGGUCACCGGACAGUAUCUGUAGUACAGUUGCUGAGAGUUUACAACUGUUGUUUCGCCUCCAACCACCUUGAUUUUACAGUUAUCUGUUAUUUGGUGUGCAAGUUGUGUUCUCCUGUAAGAGUCUCAAAUUUUGGUGUGCUUAUCCCGCAUCAUUCUUUACAAGCCAUGUAUAGCAUUGCUUUGAAUAGUUCCCCAACAUCUUUCUUGUGGUGCUUGUGGAAAAUUUUAGUACGUAUGCCUGAGCAAUUGUAUGUUCCAGAUUCCAGUGUCAUAGAUCAUAUAGGAACAAUAUUAAAAUUCUUAGAUUAUGCUUUUCUACUA
This is a messenger RNA of Theobroma cacao (cacao), 1489 nucleotides long. It is a transcript of the gene CPA, whose product is annotated as Subunits of heterodimeric actin filament capping protein Capz superfamily. The record is from RefSeq and is a predicted model, not a curated record. NCBI's taxonomy places the organism in Eukaryota, Viridiplantae, Streptophyta, Magnoliopsida, Malvales, Malvaceae. Gene Ontology annotation, cellular component: cortical cytoskeleton; F-actin capping protein complex. Gene Ontology annotation, biological process: barbed-end actin filament capping; actin cytoskeleton organization. Gene Ontology annotation, molecular function: actin filament binding.